Molecule: messenger RNA, 6594 nt
Organism: Rhipicephalus microplus (southern cattle tick)
Lineage: Eukaryota; Metazoa; Arthropoda; Arachnida; Ixodida; Ixodidae
Biological process (GO): anatomical structure morphogenesis
Source: RefSeq, a predicted model, not a curated record
AUGACCGCCACAGCCAGUCAGUCGCAGUUCCGACGCUGGAGCCAGUGGGACCUCGUCUUUGUGGCGGCCCGGGUAUGGUUAUUGGUCCUUUCACCAGUGCUUCUGGCCUUGCCUGCCUGCGGCCAGAACUGUUUCGGCGGCAUCGAAAGCUUCGAAAAGACGACGGGCCUCGCCUUUUCGGGCUCGGUGAGCGGACAGACGCUGCUGCAGCAGCCGGACCAGGCGCUCACCAGAGACUGCAUCAACCUGUGCAAGCAGCAGGCGCAGUGUCUCGCCUUCUCGCUCAACUACGUCGGCUUCCGAUGCGCCUCGUUCAACCUCAACUCGAUCGGCCGCCGAGACCUGCUCGUGGCCACGCCAAGCACAAACUACUUCGAGAAGAUCUGCUUCAGAGGAGUGCAGAAGAGUUCCUUCGACGCGCUGUGCGGCGACCGGCUGUGGGCCUUCGAGCGCGUCAAGGAGGGUCACCUGGAGGGCUUCGUUGAUCGCGAAGAGCACAACGUCAAGGACAAGGAGGAGUGCGAGAAGAUGUGCCUGCUCGAGGAGGCCUUCCCUUGCCGCUCGGCCGACUACGACGAGGUGGCCAAGACGUGCCGCAUGAGCCGCGAGGACCGGCGCUCGCAGCCGCAGGCCUUCCGACAGGUGCCCGGCAGCACCAGGGACUACCUCGAGAACCAGUGCUCCGCGACCGCUCCGACGUCGUGCCGCUACGAGACCCGGGUCGGCGUGGGCGUGGUGUCCAUGGACCUUCUACAGUUCGCCACGGCCGUGGACGACUGCCAGACGCAGUGCGACCGCGAGACCACCUUUAACUGUCGCGCCUACUCGUACAUGGAGAACCGGUGCUAUCUGAGCGGCGACGACACCAUCAGCCUGGGUCCCAGCGGGCUGCCGCCCAUGACUAACGCGGCUUACGGUGAAAAGAAGUGCAUCACUGAGCAGUGUACGCUUGGCGUGUUCACGUACGAAAAGAUGACAGGCUUCGUAAUGCGGUCGGCAGCGCGCACCGCCAUACCGCUGUCGAGUCCCGGCGCCCUCGGAAACACGCUGGAGUGCCGGCAGUUCUGCCAGAUGUCCGGCCUCGACUGCCCGGCCUUCAGCGUCAACUACCAGAACAUGCGCUGCGACAAACUGGACCGGAACUCGCAGGGGAGGACGCAGGAACUCAGCCCAAGGGCGGGAGAGAACUACUUCGAGAAGAUCUGUCUGAGAGGCAACUUCGCCACGGCCUGUCAGGGCAAAGCGUGGGCCUUCGAGCGGGUGCUGGGCUUGGAGCUGGUGCCCACGCUGUACGACAAGUCGUUCGCGCACGUUCAGAGCCGGCGCGACUGCGAGGAGUACUGCCUCAACGAGCAGACCUUCGACUGCCGAUCGGCGGUGUACUUUGACGACACGGCCGAGUGCCGCCUGAGCCGCCACGACCGAAGAACGCAGCCCGACGGAGUGAUCAAGAGCUCGAGCCCCAGGAUUAACUAUCUGGAGAACCAGUGCCUCGAAGUGUCUCCAACGUGCCCGUACGAGAAGACCGCCGACGCCUAUCCGGUGUACACUGACGUGGUGCAAAUGACCGGCAUCAUAUCCGAGCAGUCGUGCGAGUCGUUUUGCACAACCUACCCGAACUUCAACUGCCGUUCGUUCGCCUACUACCCGAGCAACGGACAGUGCUUCAUAAGCGGCGAUGAUCGCAUAAGCGCUGGUCCGGCCAGCACCAAUUCCCGGCCCGGCAUCCUGUUCUACGAGCGCUCAUGCAAGGACGGCGUCGGUGUGACCGACGGUGGUUCGGGCACCACGGCUGCCGGUGGAGGCACCUCGUCGUCCACGGGUGCCACCAGUUCGUCGCCCACUUUUCCGACGGCGCAGCCGCCGCACACGCCCACGCUGUUCCCGCCCACAGUCCGGCACUGCAGCGCCGGCGAGAAACUUUCGUUCGCCCGGGUGUCGGGCCACGAGUCGGCCUCGCGGCCCGGUCCCAUACUGCUGACGGCCCCGGCCGACGGAAUGACCAAGGAGUGCAUACUGCGCUGCGAGCAGCGGGACGAUUGCCACUCGUUCAGCAUCGACUACCGACGCCACGAGUGCUACAUCGCCGGCUACUACUCCGGCUCGCUGCCCGCUCACCUCAGGCCCAGUCCCGGAAAGACGUACUUCGAGGGAAUCUGCGUACCCGCCUCGGUCGCCUGCCAGCGGCUGUGGGCGUUCGAGCGCAUGGUGGACCAAGAACUGCGAGGCGUGAGUCCUCGCGAGGCGACGCGGUUCAUCACGCUGCACGACUGCGAGCGGCGCUGCUUCGAGGAGCGUCGCUUCCCGUGCAAGUCGGCCAGUUACGACGUCAACCUGCAGGAGUGCCGCCUGUACGCCGACGACCGAAACUCGCGAUUCGCCCGUCUCAUCUACGGCCGCGGCGUCUACUACCUCGAGAACCAGUGCACCGUCAACACGAGUCCCUGUCCAUACGCUCCGAUCCAGCGCGACGUGUACAUGACGCACAUAACGCGCGUGGUGCACGGCGUCAGCUCGACCUUCCACUGCGAGAUGGAAUGCAACCGCGAGCCGGACUUCAACUGCCGCUCGUACACGUACGUGGAGCACGGCACGCUGGGGCCUCCGCAGUGCCUGCUGUCGGCCGACAGCCGGCCCGGAGUGUCGCCCAUCGUGCUCGAGUACCGCAGCCGGGCCCUGUACGCCGAGAAGGACUGCCACAUGGACGACGAGAGCCGGAACAACGGAGUCGUCGGCGGCACGUCGCACCCGCCUCCGUACCCGCACACACCGCCGAGCCCGCCGCACAGGCCAUACCCGGCCCCUCCUCCUCCUCCGCCCCCACCACAUCCGGGGUCUUCGCCACCCUCGCAGCAUCCUCCGCCGGUUGGCUCGGCACCGACACCAUAUCCGCCGAGGCCUCCUCCCGGGGACUACAGCCCGUACCCGCCUCCUCGGUUCUGCACGUACGAGCAGUACACGUACGAGAAGACCAUCGGCCACGACAUGAGGUACGCGCCAAGGGAGCGUAUACCAACGCGCUCGGCAGUGGGCGUGGUGCGUGACGCGUACACCGAGUGCCAGCGGCUGGGAGACCGGUGCCGUGCCUUCGUCAUCGAGUACGGAAACUUCCAGUCGGCAUCGUGGCUCUCCACCGCCGCCGAGGACAACCGGCAGCUGCUGUCUGCGAACCCCGUCAUGGCCUACUUCGAGAAGAUAUGCCUCCAGGAGCCCACGUGCGGCAAGAUGUGGUCCUUCGAGCGGACCGUGGGCCACACGUUGGGUGGCGACGCGGACCGCGAAGUGCCGGGCGUCCUGCGGCGCGCCCAGUGCGAGGACCUGUGCCUGCGCGAACGGACGUUCGUGUGCCGCUCGGCCACCUACCAGCAGUCGCGGCUCCUGUGCCGGCUGCACGCCGAGAACCGGCGCACCCGGCCGGCGCUGUACGCGCGCACCGCCGAGGACGUCGACUACCUGGAGAACACGUGUGCCCCGGAGCCGUCGACGUGCCAGUACCGCGAGCACGUGGAUCGGUUCCUGCCCAUCAUCGACCGGCUGGGCCACGCGUUCAGCCUGGCCGAGUGCCAGCGCCAGUGCGACCUGGAGCGCCUGUUCAGCUGCCGCGCCGUCAACUUCGAGACGGUGCACCGCGACUGUGCGCUGAGCAGCGAGGACGCCCACAGCACGCCGCUGGGAACGGCCGCGCUCGCCUACCGAAGAUACUCGGUCUACAGCGAGAAAGGGACGUGCGAACAGGUGAGCGUGCAGUGCAACCAGCAGGACAUGCUGCUGGCGAUGAACUUCGACACACCAUUCCACGGCCGCGUCUACGCCAAGGGCAACCCGUCCCAGUGCUUUGUGGUCGGCAACGGCCAGAACACGCUCCAGUUCGCCGUCUCCCUCGGCACUCGCUGCGGCACGCUGACCGAGGGUGAUGGUCGCUACGCCAACGAAGUGGUCGUCCAGCAACACCCGAUCAUCAUGACCGACACCGACCGCAACAUUCGCGUCGUGUGCUCCUUCGAAGCCGGCGACAGGACGGUCACGCUGGGCUCCAGUUUCGCGCGGAACGGCGCCUACAGCGGUGGUCUGGACGUUACAACUCGCCACCAGCCGACCAUAACGUCCGUCGUGACCAACACCGCCCCGCCGCCCAACGUGGUCAUGCGAAUCCUGGACCCCAGCGGGCGUGAUGCAGGAGUGGUCGGCCUCGGGGACGAGCUCACGCUCAGGAUCGAAAUACAAGAACCCGGCAGUGCAUUCGCAAUUUUCGCAAGGAACCUUUACGCCAGGAGUUCCAAUGGCGAAUCACUUUUCCUCAUUGACAGCCUGGGGUGUCCCGUGGACCCGACCAUAUUCCCGCCUCUUCGGCCGGACUACCGACAACCGGGCGCACUGUUCGCCAACUUCAAGGCGUUUCGGUUUCCCUCGUCUGGACUGGUCAACUUCGAGGUGCAAAUCAGGUUCUGCCAAGACAGGUGUGAUCCCGUUCACUGCCAGGGAGGCGGAGAGUCGUUCGGCCGCAGAAGGAGGGACGUGUCCUUCCCUCCCCUCGCGAGGUACGCCUUCGGGAACAGGACGAGGCCGAUCUUCCUGAAAGCGCACAAACCGACGAUCGUCAUAAGACCAUAUGCAGUGCGAACCACGGCGUCGCCCGCCACCACCAGUACGAACGAGCCGCCCGUGACGACUACGGCCACUCAAGCUCCCGAGACCACGACGGUCGAACCCGCUACCACGACGACAACGUUCACGGAGGACACGUUAACGACCCAAACAGAGAGCCUUGCGGAGACCACCACCGCGAGCCCAGAGUCCACAACAGAUGAUGCCUCGACGACGGCAGGGGCUCCAGUCGAAAACACUACCGAUGCCGUCACGCAAGAACCCCCUCAGAACGUAACGUUCGCCGAGGAAGCAGCCGAGGAAACGGUGGCUACAACCUUGACCUCCUUUCCCGAUACAAACGAAACCCUUCGCUUUGAUUCGGAAGAAGUGGACGGGGAUGCAUACGAUGACGCCGAGGAAAGCGAACCGCACUUGAUGUUCCGGAAGCAGGAAAUGUACCUGCCCGAGGAAGGAAACGCCAGCAGCCCGGAAGUGCAGGAACCUCGGAAGGAAGGGGACAAGAUCGAGCAAGUGUCCUCGGCUGUUGUGUUCCGCAACCCCGAUUCCUCUGGCCCACAAGUACAGCGGGGUCCAUCGCAACAGGCAACGGCCGUUCCUUUCGACUUGACUUCUCAACCUUACGGCGGCUACGGUUUGGGCUACGGCCGCCACUACGACUCACCACCACCACCACCGUACGGCGGUCAGAGCCCCUACGGGCAUGGUGGCUAUUACGAGGAUCGCGUUAGUCAAACAUAUGCGGAUGCUCGCCACGGAAUGCCGCCACAUGCGACGCAAUCUUUUUCGCACGGCUGGAGAGAGAUUCCGUACGGUCCACCGCCGAGACCGGUGGCCAUCGAGCCAGGAGCCGAGCGGCAUCGUUACGAAAAUCGCCGAUUAGAACGGCCUGAUCACCGCGGCUCGGCCGGAAACGAGCAGAAGAAGGAACUUUCCGGAAACCGUGGACUCCAUUACUACGAAGCGGCGGGACACCAUCGCGAGUUCAACCGAACCACGGACCGCGUAAACGCGUCGUUAUGGCAAACGAGAUCGGAUCUAGCUUCCGGUAGGGAGUCCCAAAAGCCAGGUCUAGAAGCGGACUCCACCGGCCACAUUCGAGAAAGCGUUAACGGUGAUGACGGCUCGUUUCGCGGGGAACAACGCGAAAGAACGGCCAACCAGUACAACAAUGGAACUCGUCCCCGUGACAACUCCUGGCACGGAGCUCUACAUUCACCUACUGCGGAAAGGAAGAGCGACGCCUUGAAUUUCUCUCCCGGAAACAACGAAACGAAAGCGACGUUAAGCCUCGCAGACAGUGAAGACAACGCGCUGUUCCAACAUCACCAGCAGCAGCAACAGCAACAGCAGCAGAUGACGACGAAUUCCAGCGGCCAGUUCGUCGUGCGAGAGAUGGAGGGAGGGUACGGCGGGCCUUCUUCGGCGUUGCGCGAGAUCGUCGCCACGACCGAGAAGCCGUAUCCAGAGGAAGUUCCGCUCUCGCUAGCCAUUAUGGUGGGCGAAGACAGCGGCGGAGGCGGCGGGAAGCCCCACAACAGCUGGGCCAGGAACGCCGCCACUAACUCCGGCGGUGGCGUCUACCAGCCUCCACGUAGCCGAAAACGAGAGCCACCGCUUCCCAGGCCGGUCGAGGAGGAGCCCGCCUGCGAUCCGCAGAACACCAUCAUAAUCACCGCACUGGUCGUGUCGGCCAUCCACGUGGGCCUCAUGCUGGGCGGCUUCUUCUGCUUCCGGUGGCAGCGGCGCUCCAUGAAGCGCAAGCAGCUCAUCGCCUCCGUCAUGGGAGACUUCCGGAUGCCCUCAGGCGCCGGCGUCACUUCCGCCGCAAUGCCCGCCGUGCAUCAUGCGACGACAUCGGCGGCAGCUCCGGGUCGCAGCCACUACAGCCCCGCGUCCCCCUCACGGGUGCCCGGCGGACCCAUGGUGUACGGCAAGGCGGACACGUCCUUUCGCCAGAUGUACAGUGACUUCGAGACUCCGCCAUGA